Molecule: messenger RNA, 2121 nt
Organism: Doryrhamphus excisus (bluestripe pipefish)
Lineage: Eukaryota; Metazoa; Chordata; Actinopteri; Syngnathiformes; Syngnathidae
Gene: lg14h14orf180
Product: linkage group 14 C14orf180 homolog
Biological process (GO): positive regulation of Golgi to plasma membrane protein transport
Cellular component (GO): trans-Golgi network; plasma membrane; transport vesicle
Molecular function (GO): connexin binding
Source: RefSeq, a predicted model, not a curated record
AUGCUGAGCGGGGGGAGGGAGGGCCUGUUUCAGCUGGGACAGCAGCUCCAGCAGCAGGGGGAAUACCAGGCCGCACUGCACUGCUUCCUCAGCUGCCUGCUGGGACUGACCCAUGUGCAGAGCUUUACCUCUCUGCCCAACUGCCUGCACCAGAUCGCAGAACUUUUCAUCACUGAAAAGAACUAUGGGAAGGCUCUCCAGUUCAUCCAGGCUGAAAAAAUGUUCUACGAGGUGGCACUGAUCGAGCUCACAGCGCUGCACGGGAGAACAGGGCCCCAGGAGGAGCCUUCGCUGGGAUCUGCAGGAUGGACAACCCCAGAGGAGUUCUCGGAGCAGGCCUCCCAGGCUCAGCACCUCGAGCGGCUGGCCCAGCUGUGCAUCAUGAGCAAACAGCCACAUCUUGCUCUAGAGUACAGUGGUAAGGCUACAAAGAUCCACCAGAAGACUUUCGGCAAUGACCAUCCCAUUACUGCCAGAAGCCUGGAGCUCAUGGCCACAGUCUAUGCUGAGAUUGGCAAGACUGAAUACUCAGACUCGCUAGGUCAGUGUGUGUCUGCACUGUCCAAACGCUUUGCUGCUGCCGAGUCCAUCAGAGAAUCGGUCAACAGUCUUCCCCAUCGGGAGAAACACUCAGAAGUUCGCCACAGAAAGGACAGUCGCCACCAACAGGAGGACAAAGCAAAAGCUAAGUUACCCAAUGGAAAAAUCCCCACAUCCAUCCUCAAGAAGCCAAGUCCUAGUUAUGGCUUGGACACAGAACAGAGACGGAAAGGUGAAAGGAGGGUUCGAUUCCGGGAGCCGGAGACUACAGUACAUGCCUACGAGAUAACGCCCUCCCGCCCUCACCUGGCCUUGUUCACGUGCCUCUUUCUGAUGAUGUCCUUCCUGGGCGUGGCCAUGUAUUGCACAGACCGACGGCGUCCGCAGCGAGCGUGCGAGGAGCUGGAGGCCGCGUUGGCUGUCUAUCUCCUGCAUAUGAAGCAACUCGUGUGGGGGUGUUGGAUAUGGCUGACCAUGCAGUGAUGGAGACCACCCAUAAGGGUGAUGUUGGACCACUUUUACAGUUAACAUGUAGCUCUCAUGAGUCACGCCCAUUUGCAGGGGGCGCCGGAUAACGGGGGGAAGGUUAGAAUAAUUCCAUGCUAAUUAUUAUUAACGGCAAUGUGAUUGUUUUUGUUUUUCAUUGGGCCCAGAAUUCCUGCACAUCAGUCAUGGCCAUGCCAGUACUUACGUAUACCGCUCAUUCUUCUUAAGUACUUCUGACAUUACUGCACUCUUGCUUGACACAUUUGAUUCAUGAAUGGAAAUAUUUAUUUUUACAGUACAGUACAUGAUUUGUGUAUGUAUAAGAUAUUAAAUUAUGAUAUUAAUGUUAAUGUAUUUGCAGUACACUAAGGAAGAACGUCAGUUUGAUACAUUUGCACAAUCUAACACAAGAGUUAUAUAAAAAUGUGUCAGAUAAUUUGGCAAAAAUAUUUGAAACACCUCAGUAAUAAAAGUACGUCACUUACAGUGUCAAUCAAAACUCUGCAUUAAUAUCUUUGUAAAGAUUGUGCAGCUGUAUUGAAUGUGUGACAAAUGUAUUUGGCAGCUGUUAUACACGUGGGUGGCAUUUUGUCACAUUACAAAACUGGUUGACAACUCAAAAAAAAAAACUAUUAAUUUCUGAUUUUUCAGAUUAUCUGUUACAUGUCUUUCUACAGGCAGUGAUCAGCUUUCACUGUGUGCGUAUAUGUACAUACGGUAUAUGUACAUACGUGCAUGGUAAUCGGGUCAUUGUGAGGCCAAACAAACAACAAACAACCAAUUGCAGUGUGAGUCCCCUUUAUGGAAGCAUCAUUUCAAGCAUGACAUGAACAUCUUUAAGGGCACAUCACACAUACUGUGUACCUCUCAUGAGCAAUAACACACUAAUUAGAGUUCUAAUUAGAGCUUAUGGGAUUUAGCGAAGGAAGGAUUUUUAACAUCAAACUUUGUAAAAAGAUGUCUUGUAUGCACAUUUAGCUUAGCAGCAUUUCACGUAUGGCCACUUUGAAAGAAGUGCCUUUAAAGAAGCUUUUCUUUGUUUUUUUUUUAUGAUUUCAAUUGUUUUGAAUAAAACUGUUAACAAGUAGGAAGACA